Molecule: messenger RNA, 1182 nt
Organism: Hypoxylon fragiforme
Lineage: Eukaryota; Fungi; Ascomycota; Sordariomycetes; Xylariales; Hypoxylaceae
Product: Lipocalin-like domain-containing protein
Exons: 2
Coding region: 491-1126 (211 amino acids)
Source: RefSeq, a predicted model, not a curated record
GAUCAGAGACUUGGCAUGAUAGGAGAAUACUGUAGACACGUUUUGGUUUCUCGUAGUUUUGUAGGCUGAUUUGAUGGCUACAGAUGUAGAGUCCAUGUGCAACUAAAUACUUUCGGCAAAGUAAAGGGUACAUCGGCCCUUAAGAUAUUAAGGUAAUAAAUAUCUCUGAAAAUCUUUGCCGUUCCAAGGGGUAAGGUACUUGCAUGUAGGCCGCCUGCGAUCCUGCGAUCCUAAAGCUCAUCAAAAAAUAGAAUGAAGGUGUUGUUAUAUAUGCAUGGUCAGCAAAAACGGUGUUAUCGGAGAUUUUUGUUAUCCAGAUUGAUUGGCGUGGGAAAUCAAUGUUCACUUGGUAUCGGUAGUUAGGUACCAUCCAUACAUGAGAUCCCCAUUUAGCCGGGCUUCCACCACGAUCAAAUGGAAGACGUAGAAGCAUUAGACUGCCGACUGUGGGCUGAUAUGCUGAUACUUGGGUAGAUGGUGUUGCUAUUAAAUGGGAUCGGGGAGCCGCGAAUCUUGCGAUAUUCGAUAUUUCUCCCCUUUAAGUAUAUUCAAUAGCGUCAAGGGGAGCUUGAUUAGUACCUUGGCACUUACCUACGCUGGCCUGAACAUCGCGACCAUGGUGAUGUUGACGAAACCGAAAGACGUGAUAAAGGCCCUCACCGGGUCUUGGAUCUACCUCAACGUGACUACGUACUACGACAACGGCACGAUCGCGAACCGCGACGAGCCCGGACUCGGUCGGACUCCGGCGGGGCUGCUGACGUACACAUCCGAGGGCUUCAUGUCGGCGAACUUCAUGUCAUCGCGGCCCGAGGACCGGCCGGGGCAGCUCGACACGACGGAGCUCGAGGGCGCGGAGGAGGAGUGGGCGCUGAUCGGCAAGCACACGCUCGCGUACGCGGGGCCGUACUACGUCAGCGUCACGACGAGCGAGGUCGAGACGGGCCAGAUCACGCACGGCCCCGCGCAGGUCGCGUGGCUGCCGUCGUGGGUCGGGAAAGAGAUACGCAAGAAUUACACGCUGUUGGAUGAGAGGGCGACGCUGAGGCUCGUGGCGAGGACGAACGAUGAUGUGUUGGUUGCUGAGAUGUACUUCCGCAAGCUGCUUGGGCUCACCGAAAAUUGAGGCUUGGGCCUUAAGAAUAAGCCUCACACGUGGUUAUAAUAUACAUUAUUGGUGGC